Messenger RNA from Maniola jurtina (meadow brown), 1818 nucleotides. It is a transcript of the gene FucTA, whose product is annotated as glycoprotein 3-alpha-L-fucosyltransferase A. Bases 381 to 1733 code for a protein of 450 amino acids. The transcript is spliced from 8 exons. NCBI's taxonomy places the organism in Eukaryota, Metazoa, Arthropoda, Insecta, Lepidoptera, Nymphalidae. Gene Ontology annotation, cellular component: membrane. Gene Ontology annotation, molecular function: alpha-(1->3)-fucosyltransferase activity. The record is from RefSeq and is a predicted model, not a curated record.
GCGUGUUCAACACGGCACGGCGGUGUUUUGGCGUUUGUCACGUCAAUGCAGAGAUAUGCCGCAGGCAGCACGGCCUGCGCGCGCACGACCGCGCGCCGCCAAUAACGCAUCGCAAAACGCGGCAAGCGCGCGCCUCUGGCUAUCGAUGCCCGAUGCACAGUUGAGUGAAACGCGCACACACCCGACGUGAAAAUUAUCGUGAAAAUUCUGUGUUGAUAAAUCAGUGAAAUUGGAAAAAUAUAUACUUACUGAAAAUUAAGACUAAGUUAGCUAAAUCUACACAGCGUCCACUGCGUUGUUUACUUAUAUGUUUGUGGUGCGAUAGUGAGUACGAGAUGGGCGAGCAUAUAGGGCGGCAAGCGCAAGCGCGCUGAGUGGGCAUGUGGGCGCGCGCGGCGCGGAUGCUGCGGCGCGUAGCACUGCUGGUCCCGUUGCUGCUGACUGCACUGGCGUUGCUGCUGCUACCGCGACCGCCGUCGUUCACCGCUCCCGCGAGGUUGCCGUCGGCACCGCCACAGCCGAAGGAAGACAUACACAUUCAGAACUCUAUAAUAGAAGAUGAGAUCCAGGUAAAUAGUCUCAACAAAGAUGUCGAAUUAGAAGAGCCCCGACGGCCGUGGUUCAUGUUCGGUGGUGAACAACGACCUUGGCAUCACGAGCCUAAUGCUAAACUGUUCCCUGAAGAUGCACCUGGCGAUGACAGAAUAGUCGAACAGCUCUCUUAUACGUUGCCUAAGGAUGAGGACAUACCCAUUAAGAAGAUACUAUUAGCAAACGGGUUAGGGACUUGGGGAGUUUCAGGAGGAAGGACAGAGUUCAUCAGGAACAAGUGUCCCGUGGACCGAUGCUCCCUCACUGCAGAUGCUAGAGAAGCCGCUACCGCUGAUGCUAUUCUGUACAAAGAUCAUCACACCCCUUUUAAUGUGAAAAGACCUCCUAAUCAGAUUUGGAUCCUCUAUUACUUGGAAUGUCCAUACCACACGGCGUCUCUCAGACCCACCUCGUUAGACGUCUUUAACUGGACGUCAACAUAUCGCCGCGAUUCAGAUAUCGUCGCCCCAUAUGAGAAAUGGGUUUACUACGAUGAUUUGUUCACGGAUAAAGAGCCAGAGAAGAAUUAUGCAGCAAAUAAAACAAAGAAGGUAGCAUGGUUCGUUUCAAACUGCCACGCCCGCAACCGUCGGUUACAGUACGCGAGACAGUUAUCCAAGUUUAUAUCCGUGGACAUUUACGGUGCUUGCGGGUCACACCAUUGUCCGCGCACUGAUCCCAACUGUUUGGAAAUGCUCGAUAAAGAAUACAAGUUCUACCUAGCUUUUGAAAACUCAAAUUGUCGCGAUUAUGUUACAGAAAAGUUCUUUGUGAACGGACUUCAACACGACGUGCUACCCAUAGUGAUGGGAGCACGUCCAGCAGAGUACGCAGCAGUAGCACCGCACAACUCAUACAUACACGUUGAAGAAUUCGCAGGCCCCGAGGAGUUAGCCGCUUAUUUACGUCGCCUCGAUGAAGACGAUGCUCUUUAUAACUCCUACUUUAAGUGGAAGGGCACAGGCGAGUUUAUAAACACGUACUUCUUUUGCCGCGUCUGCGCAAUGGUGCAUGCGAACGCUCGCAGGCAACGCAGCGCUCACUACACGGACGUGCAAGCGUGGUGGCGCGACUCCGCCUGCACGCGGACGGAGUGGCGCGCCGCGGCCCGUGAGGCGCGCAGCGUCCUCGACCCUCCGUAGAUCAUAGACCCUCACACCACCACCGAGCCACAGAUAACACAAACAUUAUUUACUACUCAUUUAGACAUAGUAUACAUCUACAGAC